Messenger RNA from Brassica rapa (field mustard), 610 nucleotides. RefSeq names its product ubiquitin-related modifier 1 homolog 1. The record is from RefSeq and is a predicted model, not a curated record. Gene Ontology annotation, cellular component: cytoplasm. Gene Ontology annotation, biological process: tRNA thio-modification. Lineage: Eukaryota; Viridiplantae; Streptophyta; Magnoliopsida; Brassicales; Brassicaceae.
AUGUCGUUUACUAGAUUUGUGAUUCAUCAUCUUUCUCUUGGUUGCUGCAAGUAGUGACCACGAAGCCGGAAAGACGAAAACCCCUAGAAAGAGCUAGGGUUUGUUACUUGGGAUCAUCCACGAAGAUGCAACUAACUCUCGAAUUCGGGGGUGGUUUAGAGCUGCUCUGUGAUUCUGAAAAGAUCCAUAAAGUAAACGUCGAUUUACCCAAUGGAGUAGAAGAGUUAACAAUGAAGGAUUUGCUUUCGUGGGUUCGCACAAAUGUGAUCAAAGAGAGGCCUGAGAUGUUCAUCAAGGGAGAUACUGUGAGACCUGGUGUUCUUGUGCUAGUGAAUGACUGUGACUGGGAGCUUAGCGGUCAGCUUGAGACCACUAUCGAAGACAAAGAUGUUAUCGUUUUCAUCUCGACCUUGCACGGUGGAUAAAAGAACAUGUAGCUGAGGAGUAAGGAGUUCAUCAUCGAACCUUUUCAAACUAUCUAUGUUCUUCACUUCUGUUAUGUAAUCUCAGCAACCGCAGACAGAACCUAAUGUGUUUGUUUUACUUGAAGACUGGUCGUAGACUUGUCUUACUAAUAAUAAUAAUACAUACAUUGAAGACUGAUUGUAGA